CAAGCAUGUUGGUAUGUGCACAUACCCAAAAAUAUUCUACUAAUGGUAUACACUGAACUCAAGAAUGAUAUAAAGCAGUUAAUUAAAUUAAAUUAAAUUAAUAAAUAAGCAGGCAGUGGCUUUUCUAAUGUACCAUUUGAUCAUGAGCAUUACACUACAACAUUCGUGUAUCUCAAAAGCCACCAUGUCUCAACCAAUAAAACCCGUGCUUUCCAACUUGUGAAUAACUUGAUUGGUGGGUCUACGUAGUCCUAGGACACCGUAAUGAAACCCUCAUCCCCAUAACCAGUUUUUUCCCUAUAUAACCCCACUGAACCCAAUUUCUUUGCUUCCCCCCACACUCACAGCUUUCUCAGCCUAUAUAAGUAUACACAACCACCGUGUGCCACCACUUGCUCCGCCGGAAAAUAUUUCAGAUGGGCUCAGCUGCUUACUACGCCGGUUGUGAAUUAUAUGAGAACUACCAACCCCAUUUCCUUGAUUCUUGCUACCUUUGUAACAGACCACUCAGCCAAAACCAUGACAUAUUCAUGUACAGAGGGAACACACCGUUUUGUAGCCAAGAGUGCCGGCAGGAACAGAUCGAAAUGGAUGAAGCCACCGAAAAAAGAUGGAAACUUUCCUCUUCGAAGAAAUCUAAAUCAGUGAGACAGCUUAAUUCUGAAUCUGCAUCUAAAGAAUCCGACACCAAGAAAGCUGUUAGGACAGGGACGACUGUGGCUGUGGCCUAAACUCCAAAUAACAUUUUUCUUUUUUAUCUUUUUUUAAAAAAAAAGGGAAAAAAAUCGAAUUUGAUCUGUAAAAAGAAAGGAUCUGGGGGUCGUGAGAAGGAAGUUCCACCCAAUAGUUUUGAUUUUUCUUAUAGCUCUUGAUGUUUUUUUCUGAUCCUUUUCUUUCCUGCUCUACUUCUUUCUUUCUGAACUGAAAAAUGGCAUCUGAUGUCUAUACGGAGAGGAUCAAGAGUCCUGUAAUUGGAAUGCAAUGAGAAUUGAGAUAUGAACCCUAUACUCACCUUUGAGAUUGAUGGCUUUGUUGAAAUGUCCUUUAUAUGUUUUUCGCUGUUAUCUUCUUCAACACUUGAUGAUUAUAAGGAAAAAAUCUACUAUUAGAAAGUGUUAGGGCAAAAGUUAGAAAUAAUCUGAUGAUGACUUGGAUAAUGGCCAUAUUGAUCCAACUCAGUUAUUCUUGUUGGUUGAAGUCCAUUAGGUGUAGG
This is a messenger RNA of Striga asiatica, 1213 nucleotides long. Lineage: Eukaryota; Viridiplantae; Streptophyta; Magnoliopsida; Lamiales; Orobanchaceae. The record is from the annotation of a GenBank genome assembly.